Messenger RNA from Phalaenopsis equestris, 1296 nucleotides. RefSeq lists its product as uncharacterized. The transcript is spliced from 10 exons. Gene Ontology annotation, cellular component: RNA polymerase III complex. Gene Ontology annotation, biological process: transcription by RNA polymerase III. Bases 286 to 1167 code for a protein of 293 amino acids. The record is from RefSeq and is a predicted model, not a curated record. Gene Ontology annotation, molecular function: DNA binding. NCBI's taxonomy places the organism in Eukaryota, Viridiplantae, Streptophyta, Magnoliopsida, Asparagales, Orchidaceae.
UUCGCGAUUAAAGCCAUCUUUCUCCUCCUUCACUCCUACCCCAGACUUCGAGCGUUCCCCGAUUUACUAAAUCUGCGGAAUAGCCGGACUUACUAAAUCCGGAGUCAAUCCGAGGAUUUAACUUGUCCAAAAUGGCUAUCUUUCAGGAAUCAGCUUAAAUCCUGCUCCAAUUUUUUACCAUACAGUUCCUUAGGGUUCUUAGGUUUUCUUGUAAACCUUGGGCGAUUAUGUGUUUCACCUAACUACUUCUUGAGUAUUAUUCUAUUAGAUUGCUUAGAAAGAAAAAUGAAGAAUAAAUUAGGCAUUGGUUCGGAUCCUCCACCAAGAACGUCGAAAUUUGCGCCUAAGAUUCCUGUUCGGAAACUACCAAGGCCAGCUGUUGCGAAAACAGAAACGUCAGUGAGCAAUGAUGACAUUGUUGAUAAACAACUGCUAGCGAAGUUGAACAUUUGUAAGUCAGAAGACGAAUUUGGGAGGAGAUUUAAGACUGAAAAAAAAGCUGCCCAGGUCCAUGUUUCAUUUGGAUACCCAAGCACAUCUACACAAACAAGGUCAUUUGAACCUCGUAAAGUAAAAACCCAAAGUGAAGACGUUUGUCUUGCUUCCCAGCACAAGGAGUAUGUGGAGCCAUAUGAUUACAUACACACAUAUUAUCCUAAUACCCUUCCUUGGAGGAGACCUUACUCGGGAGACCCAGAGGUUCUUAAUAGAUUGGAGUUUGGCGAGGGAGGCACGGCACACAUGCCCUUAGAUGAGAAUAAAAUUAAUGCAGCGCAGAAGUUGGGGUUUAUGGAAACCGUCGAUGAACAGAAGAUGAUCUUGCUCCAAUUUCCCACUCGCCUUCCAUUAUUCAAACCACCCGACGAAGAAAAAGCUCCGGGCAGCAAGGCGGCCGAUGCAUCGAGCAAGACUUGCUGCAGGUUGAAAGAUCUUCCAGCUGGUUUGAUGGGGAAGUUGCUGGUUUACAAGAGCGGAAAAGUUAAAAUGAAGUUGGGGGAUGUUCUCUUUGAUGUCUCCCCAGGGGCAGAUAGAGAGUUUGCAGAAGAGAUUGUGGCAGUUAAUGCGAAGGAAAGGCGUUAUUGUGUUCUUGGUGAGCUUAGGAAGCAAGCGGUUGUCACUCCAGAUUUAGAUUCGUUAGUUGAUUUAACUGAUUCUGAUGAGCGAUGAGCGUUCUAAACUGUACACAAUAGUAGAGUUUAGGAUUCUAGAUGUCUUCUGGCAUUCUGCGGAUAGGUUCUACAGGAAUGUAUGUUCUACAGGAGAAAGCCCUUUAGGGGCUGUUUGGGAUCACUUUUA